Molecule: messenger RNA, 750 nt
Organism: Talaromyces amestolkiae
Lineage: Eukaryota; Fungi; Ascomycota; Eurotiomycetes; Eurotiales; Trichocomaceae
Exons: 1
Coding region: 1-750 (249 amino acids)
Source: RefSeq, a predicted model, not a curated record
AUGUUUGGUUUUCUCUCCAGCAAGUACGAGCCCAACGGGAGUCCUAGAGAUAGUGUUGACAGUACCUCGAGUCUAAAGAAACUCCCAUCAGCUUCCGACAAGAUCAACACCGAGAAGGAGAGUCUAGAAGCUAAGAUAUUCUGCCUUUAUCACUUGGCCUGGCUUGGCAUCUAUCAAGUCCAUGACGAGAACGGCCGAGAUCACGCUACUAGAUUAGCUGAGCUCUUUGACGGCGCAGGAAUGUCUUCCUAUGUCGACAACUCCGAACAAGAGCUCAACGAUCACCACAGGAACAAUCGGGGAAGAUAUACCGGGGCGGAAAGUUGUGUCCUAAAACCUCUAUGGACAGCUCUGAACAACAAAGGGCUAAUGAGCCUAAAGUUGUUCGAGGGACUGUCAGUCACGUCGCUAGAGGCAACGAUUGAGCUGCUAGAAGCCUACGUAAAGGAGGUUACUAGUGUAAAUACCUUGUACCAAGUACUUCGGGAGCUCCAGGUGGGGUUUCGAACUCCAACGGAAGGUGACGAACAGGCUGUUCUGAAACAGUUCGUCCCCGUCGCGAAUCAGUUUGCUAAACGGCUUCUGCAUCUUGAUGCAAGAUUAAAGGUUCUCGUUUCAGACAUGGAGGAUGAGUUUUGGAAUGAGCAUGGGGCAGCCAAGGGGCGGAAGGGGUGGCUUGUGCAUUACGCACUUUUUUCMCCGUCAUCGGCASGAGCCGGUAAGAAACCGAGCCUUAUGUCUUUCUCGUAA